Messenger RNA from Boleophthalmus pectinirostris (great blue-spotted mudskipper), 3260 nucleotides. RefSeq names its product discoidin domain receptor tyrosine kinase 2a (gene ddr2a). The transcript is spliced from 17 exons. Gene Ontology annotation, biological process: multicellular organism development; cell surface receptor protein tyrosine kinase signaling pathway; protein phosphorylation. Gene Ontology annotation, cellular component: membrane; signaling receptor complex. Gene Ontology annotation, molecular function: protein tyrosine kinase collagen receptor activity; collagen binding; ATP binding. The coding region runs from base 131 to 2740 and encodes 869 amino acids. Lineage: Eukaryota; Metazoa; Chordata; Actinopteri; Gobiiformes; Gobiidae. The record is from RefSeq and is a predicted model, not a curated record.
GAAAAAGGCUUGGAUCGGGACGUCCUGCUUCUACGCUCCCACUGGAUAUAUCUGAACUAACUGCUAUCUUUGGACAAAUGGUCUAAAAGGGAAAAGUCAUAUAAGUCAGAAGCAGGUCCAUGUUUUGGGGAUGAAGCUCCAGCGGGACAUGCACUUCCUCCUCCUGCUGAGCCUGCUGGGACCAGCCUCAUCCCAGGUUAACCCAGGAGUGUGUAGGUAUCCUCUAGGGAUGUCAGGAGGACAGAUCCAGGAUGAGGACAUCUCUGCCUCCAGUCAGUGGUCCGAGUCCACAGCCGCACGAUACGGACGGCUAGACUUUGAGGAGGGGGAUGGGGCGUGGUGUCCCGAGAUCACCGUAGAGCCAGAUCAUCUGAAAGAGUUUCUUCAGAUUGACCUAAGAUCUCUGCACUUCAUCACUCUGGUGGGUACCCAAGGGCGACACGCGGGUGGCAUCGGCAAUGAGUUCGCCCAAAUGUACAAGAUCAAGUACAGCCGCGACGGGAGCAGGUGGAUCUCCUGGAGGAACAGACAGGGCAAGCAGGUGAUUGAAGGAAACAGAAAUGCCUAUGACAUCGUCCUGAAGGACCUGGAGCCUCCGAUAGUUGCCCGGUUUGUGCGUUUUAUGCCUGUGACGGACCACUCCAUGAACGUAUGCAUGAGGGUGGAGCUGUACGGCUGCGAAUGGCUUGAUGGUCUGGUCUCAUAUAAUGCUCCCACUGGAGAACACAUGACUUUGGCUGGCUCCUCUGUUUAUCUGAACGAUUCUGUCUAUGACGGAGCACUCGUUCACAGUAUGACAGAGGGCCUGGGCCAGCUCACUGAUGGAGUGUGUGGUUUGGAUGAUUUCACAGUCAGUCGUGUCUACAAUGUGUGGCCUGGUUAUGACUAUGUGGGCUGGAACAACGAGAGCUUUCCAAAUGGAUAUGUUGAAAUCAUGUUUGAGUUCGACCGCACACGCAAUUUUACCUCCAUGAAGGUUCACUGUAACAACAUGUUUUCAAAGCAUGUUAAAGUCUUCAGACAGGUGGUGUGCUACUUCAGGUCGGACUUGGACUGGGAGGUUUCGCCCCUGAGCUUUAGUCCAGUGGAGGACCCGAAAAACCCCAGUGCACGGUUUGUGACUGUGAACCUGGCCCAUCACAUGGCCUCUGCUAUCAAGUGCCAGUUCUACUUCUCAGAGGCCUGGAUGCUCUUCAGCGAGAUCACCUUCCAGUCAGACACUGCAAUGUACAACACUACACUGGCGCCACCAAAGACUAAUUUACCAACAAAUACACAACCAGAGGACGACCCCACUCACAAAGUGGACGACAGUAACACUCGCAUUUUGAUUGGCUGUUUGGUGGCUAUUAUCUUCAUCCUUGUGGCUAUCAUCGUCAUCAUUUUGUGGCGACAGGUGUGGCAGAAAAUGCUGGAAAAGGCCACUCGGCGGAUGCUGGAUGAUGAACUAACUGCUAGUUUGUCAAUACAGAGCGAGACGUUCACCUACAGCCACAACAACAACCCUCAGUCCAGUUCAGUCAGUGAGCAAGAGUCCAGCUCCACCUACGAGAGGAUCUUCCCCUUGGGCCCAGACUACCAGGAACCCUCCCGACUCAUAUCCAAACUGCCUGAGUUUGCACAGACCUCAGAGGAGCCAGCAUCUUCCAGCACAGCUGCUUCUAAGUCCACCACAUCUACUGUGGUCCAAGAUAGCGUCCCUCACUACGCAGAGGCGGACAUUGUAAAUCUACAAGGAGUAACUGGGGGCAACACAUAUGCUAUCCCCGCUGUUACCAUGGACCUGCUCUCAGGGAAAGAUGUGGCCGUGGAAGAGUUUCCACGAAAAUUACUGACAUUCAAAGAAAAACUUGGAGAAGGACAGUUUGGAGAGGUGCACUUGUGUGAAGCAGAGGGGAUGCAAGAGUUUAUGAAUAAAGACUUUAAAUUUGACUACCCUGAGGAGGAGCCUGUUUUAGUGGCUGUAAAGAUGCUUCGCUCAGAUGCUAAUAAAAAUGCAAGAAAUGACUUCCUAAAAGAAAUAAAGAUCAUGUCUCGUCUGAAGGACCCAAACAUUGUGCGUCUUUUGGCUGUGUGCAUAUACAGUGACCCCCUAUGUAUGAUCACAGAGUACAUGGAGAACGGAGAUCUCAACCAGUUUCUAUCAAAGCAUGAGCCUGAGGGACAACUGGCUCUGCUCAGCAAUGCACCCACCGUCAGUUUUGAGAACCUGUGCUACAUGGCUACUCAGAUUGCAUCAGGGAUGAAGUAUCUGUCCUCCUUGAAUUUUGUCCAUCGCGACCUGGCCACCAGAAACUGUUUGGUGGGAAAGAACUACACCAUAAAAAUAGCCGAUUUUGGCAUGAGCCGAAACUUGUACAGCGGGGACUACUACCGCAUCCAGGGAAGAGCAGUGCUGCCCAUUCGCUGGAUGUCCUGGGAGAGCAUCCUGCUGGGAAAGUUCACUACUGCGAGUGAUGUGUGGGCAUUUGGUGUGACUCUGUGGGAGAUUCUGAACUUCUGUAAAGAGCAGCCGUACUCUCAGCUCACAGAUGAGCAGGUGAUCGAGAACACAGGAGAGUUCUUCAGGGACCAGAAACGACAGAUCUACCUGCCCCAGCCGGUCCUGUGUCCAGACGCUCUGUACAGGGUCAUGCUCACCUGUUGGAGGAGGAACACCAAAGAUCGGCCCUCCUUCCAGGAAAUACACCGAGCCCUUUUAGACAAAUCAUGUUUAACUGAAGAGGAUGACAGCGUUUAGGACAGUAUUGCCUGUGGAUGAUCCAGGUUUAAGCUAAUAGUUUUCAGUAAAAAGACUCCAUUUACAACUUUGAACUGAACAUUAAGCUAUAUGCGUGAAUUCAACCAGGAAGACUGUAUUUCCUUUUUCUUCUUCCUACCACCUAUCACCUGACCUGUUGCUGCCAAUCACAACCUCUCAUCUGUAAGUCUUUCUCCCUCCACCGCAGCAGCAAAACCAUCAGCCUCUUCAGACUACCCUGAAUGACUUGCGUAUAGUCAAUUACACCACAAUGAGCAAAUGUACAGGACAAAAUAAACUUUAAAUAGAUCUAAAAUGUUGAGGAAGCUAAAUUAAAAUGUAGCAAUGACUAUACUGCACUUUUUGAUUUAAUUGUGUGUUUCUGAUGUUAUAUUUUGGAAGACUGCUUGAAUGUAGAAAGAGUGCAGAAUUUCAUCUCAACUUCUCACAAACGGCGCACAUCGGCAAACAACAUCUGUGACAUCGUCUUGCAGUGAUUUUAUUUUGUAUGUGACUGUAU